Coffea arabica (coffee) is the source of this 2448-nucleotide messenger RNA. RefSeq names its product disease resistance protein RGA2-like. The record is from RefSeq and is a predicted model, not a curated record. NCBI's taxonomy places the organism in Eukaryota, Viridiplantae, Streptophyta, Magnoliopsida, Gentianales, Rubiaceae.
UUUUCCCAAAGGACACUGACAUGGAAAAACAAAGCUUGAUACGGAUUUGGAUGGCCCAGGGAUUGAUUAAUGAUGCCAAGGGAGGUCAUUUGCAAAUGGAGGAUGUAGGCAGUGACUAUUUCAACAUAUUGCUUCGGAGUUCUUUGUUGCAAGAUACUUCUGAGAAUUCCAUUAACGGAAUCAAACGCUGCCGGAUGCACGACCUUGUGCAUGAUCUUUCAUUGCAAGUGUCAAAUAAUUGUCUCUUAAAUACAGAGGAUGGCAUGGUAGUCAGUCAUGAUGAUGAAGUAUUGCAUUUGACCAUCAUUCUGAGUCGAGGGAUGGUGUUAAAGAAUAUCAAAGGGAUACCUCCAAAUUUGCAAACGCUUUAUCUUGUGGGUCAUGGUAUUUUGUUCGAAGACAUCUUGGAAACAUCUAGAUAUCUUUGUGUGUUAAUAGUAGAUUGCUGGGAUGCUACUCAUCUCCCGAAUGCAGUUGGUAAUAUGAAACAUUUAAGAUAUCUUGAUAUCAGUAAAACUCGUAUCAUCACUCUGCCAGAUUCCAUCACAAAGCUCUACAAUUUGAUGACCUUGAAAGUAGUUUACUUGACAGAGAUACCUAAGAAGUUUAGCAAUUUAAUUAACUUGAGGCAUCUCGAGUUUUCCGAGUUUCAUUUGCAGACCCGAUGUUUGUUCCCGGGAAUUGGGCAGCUGGCUAAUCUUCGGACAUUGCCCCAUUUCGUGGUAAGCCAAGACAAGGGAUGUCAACUUGAGGAGUUGGAACACUUGCGCAACCUCCGAGACAAGUUAGAAAUAUUUGGACUUGAGAAUGUGAGCAGCUUUGAAUCAGCAGCAAAAGCAAAGUUGUCCGAAAAAUCAAGCAUUCAAGGUUUAAGACUUUCAUGGAAUGACAGGAGCGAAGAUUGUGACGACAACAAUAUCAAUACUGUCAUGGAAGGUCUUCAACCUCACCCAAACUUGAAAAGUUUAGCCAUUAACGGUUUCAAAGGUUCAAGGUUUCCGUCGUGGAUGGUGGCAAAGGAUCAUUUGAUACUUCGGAAUCUGGUACGCCUCAGGUUGGAGAAAUUGGGUAAGUGUGAACAAGUACCACCACUAGGGGACUUGCCUUGUCUCGAGUCCUUAGCGAUGUUCUCCUUACACAAUGUGAAGUGCAUUGGGGCUGAAUUCUAUGGUCUUGAACAUCUCGAUAUUAAUGCAAGGAGCAGCAGUUGUAGUAGCAGUAGCAGUAGCAGAGCGGUGAAACCAAUCACUCUGUUUCCGAAACUAUGGCGUUUUGAGUUGGAGGGCAUGGGAAGUCUAGAGGAGUGGUCAGAUGCAAUGGUUCCCUCGGAUUCUUCUUCAUCAAUUAAGGUAUUCCCUAAUCUCCGGGACUUGAGAAUCCAAAGGCUCCCCAAGUUGGCAGUUUUACCGGAUAUGGAGAACUUGACAUCUCUUAAAUCCUUACACUUAUGGGAUUGCGGAAGUUUGUCUUGUAUAAGGAAUUUGAAUAGCCUUACAUCUCUUGAAUCCUUAGCCGUAGCAGACUGCCCUGCUUUAGAUGCUUCUCUGGACAUGAAAAACCCCCAAUCCCUACGUACUCUAACCAUCUUAGGAUGUGAUAACUUGAAUCCUUCAUUGAGUAAUAAUCUUGAGAAGUUCACAUCGCUUGAGUGGUUGUGGAUCCGUUCUCAUGGCCCUGGUUGUUGGGCAAAGGGUCUACACCAUCUAGCCAACCUCCACAAGUUGGACCUCGGUGGUUUCUCUGAUGACCUUGAUCAUUUCCCGUGGCCAGACUCCAUCACCAACGUUGCCAGCGGUGCCAAGAAUGAUGCUGAUUCUGCAAAACAACAUCUCGUCUCUCUGGAGCGUCUUGAAUUGCGUGGAUGGCCAAAAAUCUCGUCUCUCCCAGACCAAAUUCAGCAUCUCUCUACCUUGAGAACCUUAAAGAUACGGGAGUUUGAGGGGUUGGAAGUUCUUCCAGAGUGGAUAGGUAGCCUUCGGAAUCUCCGAGGAUUGUGGAUUGCUCACUGCUCUAACCUCAGACAAUUACCCUCUGCAGAAGCAAUACGACACCUCACCAAUUUAAAUCGACUAGUUAUCCACUACUGUCCUCUUUUAGCAGAGAGAUGCACCAAAAGAAGUGGCGCAGAGUGGCUCAAAAUUGCACAUAUUCCCGAUAUUGGUAUCUAUCCGUUCAACAAAGUUUGACCCGUUUCGCGUUCGGGAAACAAACCCCUCCCCCCAACCUUGGUCAGAAUCAAGGCAAUUUAUUCAUCGUCUUCCAUGUUGUGAAAAGAAAAUGCUCAUCCAUCACAAAAAAGAGCAGUUUUCUCAAGCUGCCUUAUGGAUGCCAGAUGUCUGCUGAUUGUCUCAUUUAUUCUUGGAUUUACCUGCUUUCCCCUUUGAGGUGCAUUUCUGUUUCUGUUUCAAGCUGUAACUUAUGAAGAUGGACACGAAUCAGAAAAUGAAG